UUCAAAAUCCCUCUACAGUAAAGUUUUCUCUAUUAGGUAUUGGAGACAAGCAAGGAGAAUCACAAGCAAUUGCAUAUUCCAGACAUUUUGUGAAAAGGAAAAGGGCUGCUAACCAAAUGUCUCCAUUUGCUAUCAUCUCCUGGAGCAUUCUAGGCAUUUUGUGCAUUGUUUCCCUUUCAGGGAAUGGAUUUAUCUUCACUGUGACUGUGCUGCAAUGGCUCCAGAAGAGGAAGAUGCCACCUUGUGAAUUCCUCCUGACCUGUUUGAGUGCCUCCAGAUUACUAACAGAGUUGGAUUGCAUGGCCAUCUAUUUUAUGCAUCUAUUUUCUUUUUCUGGUAGUAGAAGAAUACUCUAUUUCUUCUGGAUCUUUUUCGAUAUGGCCAGUCUCUGGUGUACCUCCUGGCUCAGCAUUUUCUACUGUGUGAAGGUCGUCAACUUUUCCAACUCUUUACUCCUUUGGCUAAAGUUAAGGAUCAAUCUGCUUCUACCCAGACUACUUGGAAUAUCAAUGACCAUUUUCAUGGUCUCUUCAAUUCAUUCCAUCUUCAGGUUUUUCAAAUACAAAGAACCAUGUAAUCAGACUGUAACACCACUAACUAAUGAGGAUACUGACAUCAGCAUGUGGAUUAGUUUUAUUCCAGUGCAGAUAACUUUCACUUGCAUAAAUUUCAGCAUGAACAUAGCGGCAACCCUUCUUUUGCUCAUCUCCUUGCGGAGGCAUGUGAGAAACCUCAGAGGGAAUGGUACUAGUGUCCAGGACCUCAACACUCAAGUCCACCUCAAAGUCAUGAGGCCUUUGUUCAUCACUCUCUUACUCUACCUUUUAUUUAUUGUUAGUUUGAUAAUAAUGAUAAGUAACUUUUCCCUGUUUCAAACAAAUCUAUCACUGAGUACAGAGAUAACGAUGUCCAUAUUUCCUUCAGCACAUUCCAUAAUAUUAAUAUGGACCAAUCCAAAACUCCGAGAAGUGGCUGUUCACAUGCUAAACAUCAGACAAAGAGCUUAAUAAAAUAGAGAAGGUGACAACAGGAAUCCAUCCUCAUCUUUGAACAGGGACUGCUUCUAUCAGUGUGUGAAGUAAACAUCACAAUGAAUAAUAGAAUAAUAGAAUCUUAGAAUCAUAGAGUUGGAAGAGAUCUCAUGG
Molecule: messenger RNA, 1145 nt
Organism: Anolis carolinensis (green anole)
Lineage: Eukaryota; Metazoa; Chordata; Lepidosauria; Squamata; Anolidae
Product: taste receptor type 2 member 10-like
Exons: 1
Coding region: 117-1007 (296 amino acids)
Biological process (GO): G protein-coupled receptor signaling pathway; sensory perception of taste; detection of chemical stimulus involved in sensory perception of bitter taste
Cellular component (GO): membrane
Molecular function (GO): bitter taste receptor activity; G protein-coupled receptor activity
Source: RefSeq, a predicted model, not a curated record